Molecule: messenger RNA, 1929 nt
Organism: Marchantia polymorpha subsp. ruderalis
Lineage: Eukaryota; Viridiplantae; Streptophyta; Marchantiopsida; Marchantiales; Marchantiaceae
Source: the annotation of a GenBank genome assembly
UUCCGCUCGAUCUGAGCCCCCGCAGCUCAAGGCAGCUGGUCAGGCCUGCCCUUUUGCUGGGUUCUUAAGCUCGAGCUUGACGUCCCAAUCGUCAGACACUCAGAGCUUUCGAGCUCUACCAGGGGACCAACAGUCGAAGCUGUCCGGCGCAGUCAGCUCAGACUUCACUCCUGCUGGACUCCGAAGCUUCAACUGAAUUCUCCAGCUUCCUGGAUCUCAGGGGUCACAUCUCCAGCUGACCUCGUACGCUCAUCUCCUCAUUGACGCCCCGUUCUGUCACAGUGACCACCUCGAUCAGCUGAUAGUACCGUAAAGCUCAAAAACAGUGUCAUUUCCUCGAUUGGCCCGCAAAAACCUUCAACAUGGUUUCAAGGAAAUCGUCACCGGUUUUUUUCACUUUUGCUCUCUUCUUGCUAGCUGAAUUGGCCCACUGUCAAACGAGGGCACCUCCAGCCCAGUUCGUCUUUGGAGACUCGCUUGUUGACCAAGGAAACAACAACAACCUGGCCUCUCUUGCGAAGGCUAACUUUAGGCCAAAUGGAAUCGAUUUGCCAUUGUCGAAUUUCCAACCUACAGGACGAUUCUCCAAUGGUCGCAUCAUAUCCGAUCUCAUGAGUGAAGACAUGGGUGUAGAACCAAUCCUUGCCUACAACGAUAGAAAUGCCCAUGGCACAAACCUUGUGAGGGGUUGCAACUUUGCCUCCGCCGGCUCAGGAAUUCUUGACGACACUGGCAACAUCUUCAUCCAACACAUAACCAUUCCUCAGCAGCUCAAGUAUUUCCAGGACGUGAAAGCAGAACUCGUCUCUUUGUUGGGACCAGCUGCCACUGACGAACUAGUCGCGUCUGCAAUUCACUCUGUUACCAUUGGAGGCAACGACUUCAUCAACAACUACGCGCUCGUUGGCUCACAACGCGCUCGCCAGUACCCCGACUUUAAUGUCUACAGCGACCUGUUGAUCGACACCUUCAGGGGACAAAUCACUGAGCUGUACAAUCUCGGAGCCAGGAAGAUAUCGAUAUCCAACAUCGGUCCCCUGGGCUGCAUUCCCAGCCAGCUCGCGCAAGGAAGCCGCACUGGAGAGUGCGUCAAGACUCUGAAUGACUACGCUAUUAGCUUUAACGUUCGACUGGCUCCCAUGAUCGCCGCCCUCGAAAAGCAGCUGCCCGGAUCUACGCUCAUUAUCGCUGACUCUUACAAAAUUGUUAUGGACUACGUCAUGGAUCCUGGUGCAUACGGAUUCAAGACGUCGAACGUAGCAUGCUGCGGAACUGGUAGGUUCAAUGGGAACAUCCCAUGCACUGCGCUGACUCAGGUGUGCGCCAACCGCGAUGAGUACUUGUUCUGGGAUCCGUUUCACCCCACGGAUAGGGCCAACCAGCUCGUUGCUGCUCGAUUGCUCAACGGUCCCACAUCCGAUAUCUUCCCGAUUAAUGUCAGACAGCUGAUUGCAUUGUAAGAUGCACAAAGUAGAUCAAAUUCUCGACUCAUGUAAUUUUACGGAGAGUCUACAAAUUUCGUAGACCAAUUACUGAUUAUUUUAUAAAUGUCAUGACAAUUGAUAUACAAAUUCUCGGAAUAAAUCUCAAUUCAUUACUCCCUGAAAACUGAGCGUCGCUUCUGAAUAAUGUAUGUGCUGCAAUGGCUACUUGGCUACUCCUCGCUUGAUGGCGGUUAGAGUUCGGCAGCAGGCAGCUACCAUGAACGACGACGCGUGGUAACUGCAUUAUUCUGAACUUUGUAAUCACUCGUGCCUCUUUCGCUGUCAAGUGUGAGCAAUACAUGCUCAUUAUGUUUUGGCAGUCGGGUACAUAUAACGAUUAUAUGGUCAGUAGUAUAGACGCGCAGGUAUCUGGCAGAAAGGUGUAGCCACGUGGAUGAGAUCAAGCUCUCGACCACUGGAAAAAAUCAGGUGAAAGUCAUCAUGG